UCUAGGUUGUUCUGUUACCCAGUAAACAGCACCCUACCGACAAAAAAUCUCUUAAACGAUGCCGAAUGAUAACUGACACUGGUCAUAGACCCAUACAAGAUUACUUUGAAUAUAGCCAAAGGGAGCGUGAAAAGAUCAUUGUUUUGGAGUCCCUUUUUGACAUGCCGGGAGGUAAUUCUGACCUUUCGAAAGAACCGUUACAUUUAUCUAAGCGCCAGACGAGAACGCAUCUACAUAUAGUCACUCUUAGUGAUUAUGUGCGUCAAGGCAUUAUUCCAUGGGGACUCAGGCGGCAAAAAGAACCAUCAUUGGGACAGCGCACAGAUGAUUACUGUGAGCGCUGGUGUGCCAUCCUGAACAAAUGCUCUAUUGAUUUAAUGACAUUAAUUGUUGACCAGUUGAAGAAGGAUUUUAUUGAAAUGGGUAGCACGAUUAAAGACAAACGCACAGCUCUACAAACAGUUGUGAAUGAUGAUGGCAUAUUCAAUGAACUGAUGAAAACUAACCAAGCGCUUCAGGACAAGUUGUCUACAGAAAUAAAAUAACUUAAAAUCAAGAAAUUCAACCAAGACAAAAAAGACAAGGCCGAUGGUAAAGUCUACUUCUGGAGAAACCCUGACAAAAGAGGUCCUGCUCCUCCUCUCCAUGACAGACGCAGGAGGGAUGCCGCUUACUUCGAUCCACCCUUGUCUGAUCAACGCUCUACAACCAGCGCCUCAUCGGCUUCCAGUGGUAGUUUUUUAUUCAACGAGAGACUGGACGGACAGAAGGGCGGAGGAGGCCGCAGGCACGCGCAUCGACGAGAUGUCGCACCCGACGGGAAUGUACCGGGGCUGUUUAAUGCUUUUUGCAGCAGCGGCGAACGUCAUACGAUCAGAGCCCUUUGCGACAUACGGAUGUCCUAUGUUUUUGGAUAAGGUACAGAUGACAUGGAGAACUACAGUAAGGUGCGGACGGUGGAACAGCCCUGCCCCUGCCCAUUCCCUGGCCUCUCCAGCGACACCAAUGAGGUUAGAGUGAAGGAUGGCAGCAAGAUCCGCAACCUCAUGCGCUACGCCCUGAGCCGCAUGGAGGUCAAGCCCAGAGCGCUGGAAGGCGAGGGGGGGCAGCCUAAGAGCGAAGAAGGGGGUAGCACCACCGAGGUCCAGGAAGCACCAUGCUCCCAGGCACUGGAAAAGAUGCCUAGCCGGCAGAUAGUAUUCACUGGGAUGGGGAAGGGGGUCUCCAAGGCCAUCACGUGUGUGGAGAUCCUGAAGCGCCGUGUGAAAGGCUUGCACCAGCAGACCAGGCUACUCUUCAGCACUGUCCUGGAGGUGUGGGAACCCCUGGAGCCUGCGGCAGGCCUAGACAGCCUCACCGUCAGUAGGAACAUACCUGCUAUCUGGGUACUGCUCUCCAGAGACCCCCUGGAUGCCAGCCUGCCUGGAUACCAGGCUCCAGGGAACUUUGAUGCCCUGUGGGCACAGGCUGCCAAGGAGGAUGCAGGGGUGGCUGGUGGACAGAGACAUGGGGGCAGGAGGAAGAGGGGAGGUGGUGGUGGCAGGGGUAAGGGACCAGGAGGCCCUGUCAGACAGACUGAUCGAUCCAGAGAGCCAGGAAAAGGCCAGAGUCGUGGUAAGGGGGCGCUGGCAGGGCAGGAAUGAGAUGUUCUGUGUGUGGAAGAGGCCUUUGGACCAACCUGUUAUAAUCACAAGACAGUCCCCCAUCGGCCGAUGAGUGCACAAAAUAUCAACCUUUCCAACUUUUCCGUUAUUGUGUUAUGACUCACUUUCUGGGAGAGAGGAUGUGAGCGAGUGCCUAAGUUCAUAGGUCAAGCCUGAGAAUUUUCAGACUUUUUUUUUGUGCUCUUAUAUUUAAGUUCAAUAUUUUGUCUCAUUUAUAAGUAAAUAAAGUGUAGCCUGUACAUGA
Oncorhynchus tshawytscha (Chinook salmon) is the source of this 1908-nucleotide messenger RNA. It is a transcript of the gene rpp25l, whose product is annotated as ribonuclease P/MRP 25 subunit-like. Bases 930 to 1643 code for a protein of 237 amino acids. NCBI's taxonomy places the organism in Eukaryota, Metazoa, Chordata, Actinopteri, Salmoniformes, Salmonidae. Gene Ontology annotation, cellular component: ribonuclease MRP complex. The transcript is spliced from 3 exons. The record is from RefSeq and is a predicted model, not a curated record. Gene Ontology annotation, molecular function: RNA binding. Gene Ontology annotation, biological process: tRNA 5'-leader removal.